ACAUCAGGACAUCUGAAGAAUUUCUCAAGAGUUUUUCUUGCUGUUUCAGUAUUUGAUUUGGUUAUAGAAAUUGUUGCUCAUUUCAAGAAAUGGAAUUUGAAUCUGAUCAAUCCAUGGGAGGUUCAGGCUCUUGUGCAGUGGUCUUACAUGGCUUGGCUAUCUUUCAGAGUUAAUUAUAUUGCUCCUUCCGUUGUGUUUCUUUCUAAAUUCUGCAUUGUACUUUUCAUGAUUCAAUUGCUCGAUUGGCUAGUUCUCUGUUUUGGGGUUUUUUGGAUGAAGUUCAAGAAAUUGAAACCAGUGAUUGAAGGAGAACCAUAUGACAUUGACGAUUGUUCAAGUUUCCCAAUGGUUCUUGUUCAGAUUCCAAUAUGCAAUGAAAGAGAGGUAUAUGAGCAAUCAAUCUCUGCUGUCUGCCAGUUGGAUUGGCCAAAGAACCGAUUUCUAGUUCAAGUCCUAGAUGAUUCAGAUGUUGAAAGUUUACAGAAUCUAAUAAGAAAUGAAGUAUUUUCAUGGAAACAAAAAGGGGUGAACAUAAUCUACAGACAUAGAUUCAUAAGAACGGGGUACAAAGCAGGCAAUCUUCAAUCAGCCAUGGGCCGUGACUAUGUCAAGGACUACGAGUUUGUCGCAAUCUUCGAUGCAGACUUUCAGCCCAAUCCUGAUUUCCCUAAACUGACAAUACCUCACUUCAAGGGAAAACCCGAGGUGGGUCUGGUCCAAGCACACUGGUCGUUUGUCAACAAGGAUGAGAAUUUACUCACAAGGCUUCAAAAUGUUAAUCUGUGCUUCCAUUUUGAGGUAGAGCAGCAAGUUAAUGGCAUGUUUAUUAAUUUCUUUGGAUUCAAUGGAACUGCUGGAGUGUGGAGGAUUAAGGCCUUAGAGGAGUCAGGAGGUUGGCUUGAAAGAACAACUGUAGAGGACAUGGACAUUGCAGUUCGAGCCCAUCUGAACGGGUGGAAAUUCAUUUUCCUUAAUGAUGUGAGGGUGCUUUGUGAAUUACCCGAAUCUUAUGAAGCGUACAAGAAACAACAGCAUCGCUGGCAUUUGGGUCCAAUGCAGCUCUUCAGAUUAUGCCUUCCUGCUAUCUUGACUUCCAAGAUAUCAAUGUGGAAGAAGGCCAACAUGAUAUUUCUCUUCUUUCUUCUGCGAAAACUGAUACUUCCUUUUUACUCAUUCACACUAUUUUGCGUCAUACUUCCAUUAGCAAUGUUCAUACCCGAGGCAGAAUUACCUCUUUGGGUGGUUUGUUAUGUCCCGGUUUUCAUGUCUUUUUUGAAUGUCCUACCUUCUCCGAAAUCUUUCCCAUUCUUGAUACCAUACCUACUGUUUGAGAACAACAUGUCUGGGACAAAAUUCAAUGCCAUGGUGUCGGGACUAUUUCAACUUGGAAGUGGUUAUUCUGUCAUCAAUUCUGGUGUCAUGAAGGAUCGCGAGAUGCCUUUCUUUGCCCGACAUAUUCUGUCAUCUUUGUAGAGCAAGUAGUGUAGCUGGCUGUAGUCAUCUACCCCUUUCUUCUUCUCUUGUUAGAAGUGAAUCAAACCAAUGCGUACAAAUUGACAAACCAAGAGGAUCCAAUUGCAAUAG
Camellia sinensis is the source of this 1584-nucleotide messenger RNA. The record is from RefSeq and is a predicted model, not a curated record. NCBI's taxonomy places the organism in Eukaryota, Viridiplantae, Streptophyta, Magnoliopsida, Ericales, Theaceae.